Molecule: messenger RNA, 1503 nt
Organism: Periconia digitata
Lineage: Eukaryota; Fungi; Ascomycota; Dothideomycetes; Pleosporales; Periconiaceae
Source: the annotation of a GenBank genome assembly
CUUUCCCUCCCUUGUUACCGCCCUCCAGGUUUCUCGCUAUUGUCACGCCUCAGGGAAGCGCCUAGCUGUAAUCAAUAUAUCAAAAUGCUCAUCAUUGACUUGAUCUGGAUUGCUCGUACAGCAGACCUCGCCCCCAAGGCACCCCAGAUCUUCGAAUGGGAAUAUGUGAAAGAUGACAUUCGGUUCGUGCUCGAAACACAAGGCCUGGGAAGCUUCUCCUCUGAAGUCCUGCGAGUGUACUGUCGUUCACAAAUUCUAUAUGAUAUCCCUUUGCAGAACCUGAUUGAUCAAGGGAAAAGAUUGUGGAUUUCUCUCAGAAAUUCCGGCGCGGAAGUACGCGCUGAGCAGCUUCCAGCAUCUGCCAAAGCCAAAUACCCAUCGAUUGCAUUGCGAUAUGAGUUGCCAGUUGAGGGAAAGAUCCGCCGUCUUCAAUUCAAGUUUGCCUCCCCCAGUGACUACGACCAAGUCCUCAAUCAUCUACUUGAGCUUGGCCUUCAAAUCGAGCAAGUGCCUUCCAAAGACCCUCCUCGGACCGAACGCGUAUCAUGCCCGCCUUCCAAACUUACUGAGAUUUCGAAACGACCAUCCACUACAGCUUCGCUCUCUCGGCUUCCCCAUCCAUCUCCACUGUUGGAAUCGCGUCCCAUAUCCGCUCAAUCAGUGGCGCCCAUUGUGCGACCUUCUUCUCCUCCGAAGACCAGCUUCGCUGCAUCCUCCAUCUCAGUCGAUGGAAAUGCUUUCACUUCUUCCAGUACUAGCCACCAUGAUACUUUUGUAUCACGUCCAGACAGUCCGGCCAUACUUCUCAAUCAAGUGAACGGGCUUCCACCGCGACGUGAACUACCCUUUCAACGUCCGGAGUCAGCGCCAAAGUCUCAUGGAAGUGAUAACUCACGGCCUAGCAGUCGGGCAUCAACUGCGACCAUGGCCCCACCACCGAUUCCGAGAUCACAAACCACUUUCGCCACUGCUCUUCCUCCAUUACCUAAGCCUACCAUACUCAGUAGCUCUCCUUCACUCAGCAGGCAUAUAAUGGGAGAACCCACUCGUACUUCAUCAACGAAGUUCCCAGAUAAUAAGCGAGCUGAUGAUCGAACAAAGACUAAACGACCACGCACAGGUCCCUCGACUAUGACUGAACAAGAUGGUCUACUGUUUACAGGCUCUGACAACAUUCGACCGCCGUCUUCAGGUUCUAGUGUCAUCUUCAACCGCCCUCCAAGCGCGACUAGCGGGCGACAACGCUCAAUUGACCCUCCAAAUCGCCUUUCUACCCCUCUUUCCUCUGACCAUGCUGAGCAGUACUAUCACAAGCCCCGUGACUCCAGUGACAACAGUACGAACCACGCGACAUCUCUCGCAACAUAUGCAUCUCAACCUGACGAAGACCGUAAAACUAACCUCAAUUGCGUUCUGCUCCAAUAUUUGGAAGACCCCAGUUUCCUUACGUUAUUGGAAGAUGUCGAAACUGCUUGGGCGCGGAUUGCACCAGGCCAUGGAUGA